AUGAUAUUUCAAAACUACUGGGAUAUGAGGGACUUGGAACGGCAGCGAGAAUAUGUUAUGCGACAUAUUUCCGUUAUCAAACCGAGGUACUCGUACAAAGUACACAACAGUAAUCGAGGAAAUAAUUUUGCUUUUUAUCUUUCAAUAGGGGAUAAUAAACUUCGAGUUUGUAAAACUUAUUUCAAAGCCACUCUUGAUAUUAACGACAGGGUUAUUAAGACUGUUAACGAUAAAACGUCAGAUAUGGCUAUUUUAGAGCCAGAUCGUCGAGGCAAAGAUAGCAUAAGAAAACACUUAGAUUCUAUCCCGAAAGUUGAUAGUCAUUACUACAGAGCAGACACCAAGCGAACAUACAUUGAAGGCGGCAAGACUAUAGCUGAUUUAUAUAGAGACUAUGUUGCUGAAUGUAAAAGUAAAGGUUUACCUUUGGAUAAUACGAAGUGCGAAGAAGACUGGUACCCCUAUAAAGUAUAUGAACAGACCCAUGCCGAUUUUUAUGAUGUCAAAAGUUUAGCAACUGCUAUGGGUAAGAAUUUUUCUAAAAAUGCAAACAAGCAAUCAGUAAAACUUACUGAUAUAAACAUUUUAAAAGUUGAUCCAGACGACACUCAAAAUUAUGCCUUCUACUACAAAACAUCAUACGAAGAGCAACAUUUUAAUAAAGUUAAUGUUGAUAAGAUAGGGAGAACAAGAAACACACAAAAUAAUAAUAUAGUUUUGAUACAAAUAUACAAAAAUAAUAUGGAAGUAUGUGAAAAGAAGAAACGAGGAUUAUUAGGUUUACUACAAAAUAAUACAAUUCCAAAAUGUUACUCAUUAUUCUAUGAGAAUCUUUAG
Messenger RNA from Parnassius apollo (apollo), 837 nucleotides. The record is from the annotation of a GenBank genome assembly. Lineage: Eukaryota; Metazoa; Arthropoda; Insecta; Lepidoptera; Papilionidae.